Messenger RNA from Acomys russatus (golden spiny mouse), 1864 nucleotides. RefSeq names its product calcium binding tyrosine phosphorylation regulated (gene Cabyr). The transcript has 4 exons. Gene Ontology annotation, molecular function: calcium ion binding. The record is from RefSeq and is a predicted model, not a curated record. Gene Ontology annotation, biological process: sperm capacitation. NCBI's taxonomy places the organism in Eukaryota, Metazoa, Chordata, Mammalia, Rodentia, Muridae. Gene Ontology annotation, cellular component: sperm fibrous sheath; cytoplasm. Bases 213 to 1574 code for a protein of 453 amino acids.
CGACCUUUGUCCUCUUAGGCUCCCCAUUGGCCGCGUCUUUUGCCCUGGGGGCCCCAGCAAGGGGGCGGGGCUCUGUGACGCAUCCAUGACGCAGACAGGGGUAUAAAUAGUCAGCGGGCUCGGAGCUCUCUCACAGGAGCCGCCGGCAAGGGGGCAAAGAGGAAGCUUUAUCCAAGCCGGAGAGAAGUUGAAAUUACAGACAUCCUGCCAAAAUGAUUUCUUCAAAGCCCAGACUUGUUGUACCCUAUGGCCUCAAGACUCUGCUUGAGGGAGUUAGCAGAGCCGUUCUCAAAACCAACCCAACCAACAUCACCCAGUUUGCAGCAGUUUAUUUUAAAGAACUCAUUGUGUUUAGAGAAGGGAAUUCGUCUCUGGAUAUAAAAGAUCUGAUUAAACAGUUUCAUCAGAUAAAAGAGAAAUGGGCAGAAGGAGCGAAGCUGGAGAAGAAAGAAUGUGUCAAAGAACAGGCAAGACCACCUCUAGUUUACUGCGAACCUACACGGAUGGAAAAAUCCACAGACACAGAGGAGGACAAUGUAGCUGGACCACUCUUUAGCAACAAAACCACCCAGUUUCCAUCAGUUCAUGCUGAAGUACAGGCUGAGGAGACAAGUGAAGGAGUUCGGGGUCCUUCUUCCAAACCAACCACACCGAAGACUACCACCCCACCCUCCUCCCCGCCUCCAGCCCCGGUCUCUGCAGAGUAUGCCUACGUCCCGGCUGACCCAGCUCAGUUUGCUGCGCAGAUGUUAGGUAAUGUCCCAUCUACCCAUUCUCAAGUUUUAAUGGUGGACGUGGCAACAAGUACGCCUGCUAUCCAGGACGCACCGAGUGCAGAGAUUGUUGAAGAAGUCGUGGUGUCUGCCCCCCUGGUGUGUUCUGGAGAGACGAUAGAAGUGCAGGUUGUGAGUGAGACAUCUGCGCAGGUAGUUGUGGGUCCUGAUGCUGAGGCUGAACCACCAAAGGCUUCCUCAGCCCCCUUGCAGGAUGAACAAGAGCCUCCCGCUUGUGACGAAGCUCCCGAUACUCAGGGCACAUCAGCCUGUCACGUAUCAUCCAUAUAUAAUGAUGUGCCUGUCAAUGAAGGAGUUGUCUAUGUUGAGCAGAUACCGGGAUACAUAGUUAUCCCUUUUACUGAUCAAGUUGCUGGUCUUGCAGAAAUUGAGCAGUCACCACCAGAUAGUACCAAACCUGUAGAACCCAAGACUUCCUCAGACAUGUCUAAAAUAUCUAUAGAGUCUCUGAAAAUUGUACAGGUGGAGGAUGGCCAACACGAGCCCUCAGUGCACAUGGAGGCAGAAGCUACCGUUCUGCUCUCUAACACUGCUUUAGAUGGUCAGCCCGAGGUACCUGCAGAACCCCUGGAUGCAGAGGAGUUUCUCAAAAUAGCCUCUGAAAAUUCUCUGCACCUUGAGAUGGAGAUCGUUACCGUAGGCCCUGACGAUCCUGGCCAGGAGGAGUCAGGGGAGAACUCUGCACCCGAUUCAUCCGGUGACCCUUUUCCUCCUGCGCCAGGAGGCUUUACUGAACCUGAAAGCGAGCCAAGUGAGGAAGCUGCACCUGAGCAGGUUUGACGAAGCCAGGUAAGAGAAUGAGGUACUUGCACAUCACGUGUGUGUUUCAGGUAAUGUCCGUGUUCAGGAUCCAUCCGGGUUUGCCCUCCUGGCGACUGGCCAAAGUCCGUUUUCAGGGUUUUUAAAUGCCAAACCUACUUAAAGGCUUUGUUGUAUUUAAAAUCUUACCAUUAUGGAAAUCACAUGGCAUUGCCAAAGCUCGGUUCAGUUUGCACGUUUGUAAACACUGGAAUAUGUUAGGUUUUUAAUGCCUUUUAAAAAAACGGUUAUGGGAUGUCACUUUGCAGGGU